AUGGAGCUGUUGCCUCCGAUGGCCGCCUUAAAAGCUUCGAAGAAAAGAAAGGCGGUGACGCGUGACGUGGAGGAGGAAGCAGGAGUCUUCUCUGGUGAUGAGCUGAGUUCCAAGGACUUGGACGGCGCCCUUUCGGACAAUGCGCACGACCUUUUGAGUGACGAGGACGCUAGUGAUUCUGAGAUCGAGCUUAUCGAUGAUUACUCCAGUAGUGAAGAAGAGGACGACGAGGAGCUUGAUAGUGACGAGAUUCCGUCAGAGGGAGAAGACGAAGGUGUGGUAAAGAAAAAGUCAACUGCGGUGCUUGACCUAGAUGGGCUUGAAGAUAGAGAAGAAUCGACUAAGGAGGAGGAGGAGGAGGAGCAAUUGAACUAUCGCAUUGAGAAGGAUGCGAAUGGAAAUGACCGCUACGUCUACGAUGAGAUUAACCCAGACGACAAUUCCGACUACUCGGAUGUGGACGAAAAUUCAAACACAAUUGGCAACAUUCCGUUGUCGUUCUACGAUCAAUACCCCCAUAUUGGCUAUGACAUUAAUGGCAAGAAGAUCCUUCGCCCUGCUAAGGGAGAGGCCCUUGAUGCGUUGCUCGACAGUAUCGAAAUUCCCAAAGGUUGGACCGGUCUCACUGAUCCCUCAACCGGAAAACCGUUGGAACUGAGCCAAGACGAGCUGGAAUUGCUGCGCAAAGUGCAGAUGAACGAAAUUCCAGAUGAAGAAUACAACCCAUACGAACCUCUGACAGAAUGGUUUACGACUGAGAAAGAAAUUAUGCCUCUUAGUGCUGCUCCUGAACCGAAGCGUCGAUUUGUACCGUCAAAGCAUGAAGCCAAACGCGUCAUGAAAAUUGUGAAGGCAAUCAGAGAGGGCCGCAUCUUACCAUUCAAGCCCCAAACACAAGAAGAUGAAGAAGACAAGGACGUCAUAAAGUACGACCUCUGGGCUGAUGAGGCUGAGCGACCUGAUCAUCCUAUGCAUGUCCCGGCUCCCAAGCUUCCCCCACCAGGGUAUGAGGAGAGCUACCACCCACCGCCCGAAUAUUUACCCGACAAGAAGGAACGAAAAGCAUGGGAGGAUGCAGACCCCGAAGACAGAGAGCGGGAGUUCCUUCCUCAGGACUUUGGUUCCCUUCGCAGGGUGCCUGGCUACGAGAACUUUGUCAAAGAAAAGUUUGAAAGAUGUUUGGAUCUUUACUUGGCACCUCGAGUUCGGAGGAGCAAGUUGAAUAUUGAUCCCGAGAGUCUGCUCCCCAAACUUCCUAGCCCAGAGGAGUUGAAGCCAUUCCCGACCGCAUGCGCAGCCGUCUUCAGAGGGCACAAAGGCCGUGUGCGCAGCCUGGCUGUUGACCCUACUGGUAUUUGGCUUGCUACUGGUGGAGAUGACGGUACUGUCAGGGUUUGGGAGCUAAUUACUGGCCGUCAGUUAUGGAGUGUCAAACUGGGUGAAGAUGAGCCGGUGAACGUCGUCCGCUGGCGUCCGGGCAAGGAUGCUGUUAUCCUUGCUGCUGCUGCAGGCGACGACAUAUUCCUCGCAGUGCCGCCUAUUGCUGAUCCCGAGACAGAGAAAGCCAGUCUUGACCUACUGGACGCUGGCUGGGGUUAUGCUGCCUCGAAGCCCGCCCCAAAGCCCGCAGACGAGGAGAAGAAGAGCACACCUCCUCAGUGGAUACGGCCUUCAGCAGCCCUGGCAGACUCCGGUGUAUGUGUGGUUAUUCCUCUUCGUUACAUCGCCAAAACAAUUUCAUGGCACCGCCGCGGAGAUUAUUUCGUCACAGUCUGUUCCGGCGCCUCGACGCCCGCCUCGGUUGCUAUCGCGAUCCACACCGUCUCCAAGCAUCUUACCCAGUAUCCCUUCCGUCGACGUAUUAAGGGUGGUGGCCCCCCACAAACAGCCCAUUUCCACCCGUCUAAGCCAAUCCUCUUCGUCGCCAACCAGCGUACAAUCCGUGCCUAUGAUCUUUCCCGCCAACUCCUCGUCAAGAUCGUCCAGCCCGGUGCCCGCUGGAUCUCCUCAUUCGACAUUCACCCGACAUCCGCUACCGCCGCGGGAGGUGACAACCUCAUUGUCGGUUCUUACGACCGCCGCCUCCUCUGGCACGAUCUCGAGCUCUCUCAACGUCCCUAUAAAACCCUCCGCUACCACCGCAAGGCCAUCCGUGCCGUCAAAUUUCACCCCGGUGGCCGCUAUCCUCUCUUUGCUGAUGCUAGUGAUGACGGUUCUCUCCAAAUAUUUCACGGCAAUGUCACUGGUGAUAUGCUUAGCAAUGCUACCAUUGUUCCGCUGAAAGUGCUGAGAGGUCACAAGAUCACGGGUGAAUUAGGUGUUCUGGAUAUCGAUUGGCACCCACGGGAAGCAUGGUGUGUCAGCGCAGGUGCGGAUGGAACGUGUCGGCUGUGGAUGUAAUUAGUCGAUCUGCUGCAUGCUUACUAUCAGGGCUUCCGUAUGCCUUGCUGCAGAGAGGCGUUCAGGUGUAUAUAAUAAUUUUUCUUGAUAUCCAGU
Aspergillus nidulans FGSC A4 is the source of this 2496-nucleotide messenger RNA. RefSeq names its product ribosome biogenesis protein ERB1 (gene erb1). The transcript is spliced from 2 exons. Gene Ontology annotation, biological process: rRNA processing; maturation of 5.8S rRNA from tricistronic rRNA transcript (SSU-rRNA, 5.8S rRNA, LSU-rRNA); ribosome biogenesis. Gene Ontology annotation, molecular function: ribonucleoprotein complex binding. Gene Ontology annotation, cellular component: nucleolus; nucleoplasm; preribosome, large subunit precursor. Bases 1 to 2400 code for a protein of 799 amino acids. Lineage: Eukaryota; Fungi; Ascomycota; Eurotiomycetes; Eurotiales; Aspergillaceae. The record is from RefSeq and is a predicted model, not a curated record.